AUCCAAACCACCUCCUUGUUGACAUAAAUUGUGGUAGUAGAGGCUUAUCAAAAAGCAAUAAAUGCUCAACCAUGUAUUUUUCUAGAAGCAUUGUGAUCUACCCUGGAAGACAACCCUAGGAUAUGAGUUUGUCCAAAAUCUUGUCACUAAUCAUCCAUGCCUCCAUGGACACCAAGAGAACUCUCUUUUCCAAUGCCAUUGUACUUUUCAUGGCUUCCAUUCUGUUCGCAUCUUGUUGUGGAAUUGACAUCAUAAAUCAAACCCACUUCAUCUCAGAUAGCAAAAAUGAAUCCCUCAUAUCCUCCAUCGGAAAUUUCAAACUAGGCUUCUUUAGUCCAGGCAACUCUCCAAGCCGGUACGUUGGAAUAUGGUUCAACAAGGUCUCGAAACAAACUGUUGUUUGGGUUGCCAACAGAGAAAUUCCACUUAAGAAAUCCGCUGGCAUUUUCAAGAUUGCUGCAGAUGGAAAUCUGGCUGUUGUUGAUAGCAAAGGAAGGACUCCUCUUUGGUCCACAAACAUUUCUAUGCCAAAUGCCAACUCAUCUGCCAAGCUCUUACCUUCAGGCAACCUUGUUUUGGUGGUUAAGAACAACUCAGGUAACUCUGAAUCCAUUGUAUGGCAAAGCUUUGAUUACCCUACUGAUACUAUCUUGCCUGGAAUGAGAUUCGGCUUGAACCGGGAAACUGGUUUAAAUCAAUUCCUAACUUCAUGGAAAUCAAGUGAUGAUCCGGCACCUGGAGAUUUCUCAUUUGGGCUUAACCCAAAUGGUUCACCUCAGUACUUCUUGUAUAGGAAUCUGACUCCAUUUUGGCGAGUUGGACCGUGGAACGGUAGGAGCCUGAGUGGUACACCUGAUAUAUCAACCGGGGUCAAGAGCAAUCGUCCAGACUUCAGCAAUGAGGCUGGUUUUCUCAACUAUAGUUUUGUCAGCAACAAACAAGGAACUUACAUCACUUUCUAUCUAAGAAACACUUCUGUUUUCUCUUCAAUGGUGCUAGAACCUACUGGCAUAGUUAAGCGAGUCACAUGGCGUGAAGAUAGCCAGGAUUGGGCUUUGUUUUGGCUUGAACCUGAUGGCUCAUGUGAUGUUUACGCAAACUGUGGCUCUUAUUCUAUAUGCAACUUCAACAACGCGAUAAAGUGCUCAUGCUUACCAGGAUUUGAACCUCUUUCACCUCAUGAUUGGCAUACAUGUGUAGAGAAGAGAAAAUUCCAAUGUGGGAAGGGUGCAGGAGAAGGGUUCUUGAAGAUAGCUAAUGUGAAGAUUCCUGAUGCUACCAGGACCCGCGCUUACACGAAUUUGAGCUUGAAAGAGUGUGAAAUGGAGUGCUUGAGGAGCUGUAAUUGCAGUGGAUAUGCUAGUCUAGAUAUAAAUAAUGAGGGACAAGGCUGUUUAGCUUGGUAUGGUGAGCUAAAUGACAUGCAGCAAUAUACUGAUGAGGGACAGGACUUUCAUCUGCGAGUGGAGGCAGGGGAGCUUGCUGCAUAUGCAAAGAACAGCUCAAAAUCCUCCACGGCUACGAAUUGGAUAGUUAGAGUUAUCGUUUUGUUUGCUAUUGCGUUGCUGCUUCUUUUUGUAUCAAUUUACCUUCACUCUCGAAAGAAACGUGCGAGAAAAGGCCAUCUAGAGAAGCGAAGGAGAUGUGAGUUGCUAUCAUUGGAUCCAGAAAAUCGCAUGUCAAACUCUGAGGACCUUACGAGCGCCCAUGAGUGCGAAGAGAAUUUAAAUAUAACCUUCUAUGAUCUAGGCACCAUCAGAGCUGCAACAGACAAUUUUUCUUCUGAAAGAAAACUUGGAGAAGGUGGAUUUGGUCCUGUCUACAAGGGAAAGCUAUCAAAUGGAAAGGAGGUAGCUAUUAAAAGGCUAUCGAAGAGCUCAGAACAAGGAAUAGAUGAGUUUAAGAAUGAAGUUUUGUUAAUUGCAAAACUUCAGCACAGAAAUCUUGUCAAACUUCUUGGCUGUUGCAUUGAAGCAGAAGAAAAGAUGCUGAUCUAUGAAUACAUGCCUAACAAAAGCCUGGACUACCUUAUUUUUGAUCAGUCAAGAAAAGCAUCUCUGGAAUGGGAAAAGCGCUUUGAAAUCAUAAUGGGCAUUGCUCGAGGGAUCCUAUAUCUUCAUCAGGACUCUAGGUUAAGAAUCAUCCAUAGAGACUUGAAAACAAGCAAUGUUCUUCUAGAUGAGGAGAUGAAUGCCAAAAUUUCAGAUUUCGGGACUGCAAGGAUCUUUUGUGGGAACCAAAACCAAGCAAAUACAAACAGAGUCGUCGGCACAUUUGGAUACAUGUCACCAGAGUAUGCUCUGGAUGGCCUCUUCUCUGUAAAAUCCGACGUCUUCAGUUUUGGAGUCUUACUUCUGGAGAUCAUUAGUGGUAGGAAGAACAUAGGUUUUUUCAAAGAAGAUCUGUCCUCAAAUUUGAUACGAUAUACAUGGAAUCUGUGGAAAGAUGGAAACGCCUUGGAGAUGAUGGACUUAUCAAUCAGGCAAUCAUGUCCUAGUUCAGAAGUACUGCGGUGCAUUCAUGUUGGUCUAUUGUGUGUGCAAGAUUGUGCAGCAAACAGGCCAACAAUGUCCGAAAUUAUUUUCAUGUUGAGCACUGACACUACUCUUCCAUCUCCAACACAACCUACCUUUUCAAUCACGAGAAGUCAGAAUGAUCCCAGUUUUCCUGCUAUAGACACAAGUUCUUCAGUGAAUCAGGUGACAAUCAGUCUUGUGGAUGCUCGAUAAGCUCUUCUAAUAAAGUUAUAUGCAGAGCGUGUUAAGGAUGUGAUUACAGAGAAUUCAGCAGUCUUGAGGUCUUGGCUUUCUUUGUUAUAUGGGAUUAAGUGUUUGUGCAAAUGGAUGUGGAGAUUGUUUUUUCCCUUUAUUUCUUUCUUUCUUCCUGCUACUGCUUGAAAUUGUGAAUGGGGCGAAGAUUGCUGUAUAAAUCUGAGAAUUGAUCUCCUAGAUUUUCUAACAUAA
This is a messenger RNA of Populus trichocarpa (black cottonwood), 2963 nucleotides long. Its product is annotated as G-type lectin S-receptor-like serine/threonine-protein kinase At4g27290. Bases 123 to 2729 code for a protein of 868 amino acids. The transcript is spliced from 7 exons. Gene Ontology annotation, molecular function: ATP binding; protein serine/threonine kinase activity. The record is from RefSeq and is a predicted model, not a curated record. NCBI's taxonomy places the organism in Eukaryota, Viridiplantae, Streptophyta, Magnoliopsida, Malpighiales, Salicaceae. Gene Ontology annotation, biological process: protein phosphorylation; recognition of pollen.